ACGGCCCACUGCAACAACAGUCUGAAGUCACCACCGCGAGAAACAGCAUGAGAAUCCAGGAUCAUGAACAAACAACAUCACAUCGCAUUCCUCUUCUUCGUUGUUUGUUUGUUUCAGUUGCCUAUCACCAGAUCACAGCUCCUAUGUCAGACCAGCGACAGGCCACAAGUCGUGGAGUUUUUGCCAGACGACGGGGCUCCACUGGUUGCGCCGCUCAGGAGUGGACUGCCCGUCGGCUCCGUACUCUCUUUGGAGGGCUCAGCUCCACUCGAUGCACAGGAAUUUGUAGCUGAGCUGUUAAUCCCAGACAACGUGAGAUUCUUGGAGCAAUCGCCGAUGGCAUUGAGUUUCCGUGCACAAUUUGACAUAGAGCAGAUAUACCACAACUCAUUCCUGGAACAUGCCUGGGGGAAACAAGAGAUCCCAAACUGGUUCCCACUACAGCCAGGUGCUGAUUUCAACAUCACUUUUGAGUCGGAAGACCAGGGCUUCAAGAUUUAUGUGAAUCAGGAAUUUUUCUGGAUGUUUUUCCACCGGGUGGAUCCUUCCCAGGUGUCACACGUGCGUGUUGCUGGUGACAUCACUCUUUACAAGCUUACUUACCAUGUGGGAAUGCAGCAAAAAUGCCGGCCACGUGGAGACCUUCACGCACAACAACUGCCAGUCUCAGGAGCUGUUCCUCACAUGGCACAUUUGCAGCAUCCAUUUUCAACAGGCUCUGUCAUCUCAGUAACUGGCACCCUGAACAACAAUGCUGAGUGGAUGAUCAUCAACCUGCAGUCUGAUGGAGACUUUGAGGAUGUGAUAGUUCUUCAGUUCAAUGCACAACUCAAAGAUGGCACAGUUAUACACAACACAUACUUCAAUGGUGUGUGGGGCUGGGAUUUCAGCAAUGACACAGUACCACUGCAGAGAGGGGCUGAAUUCAGCAUUGACUUCCAUUCUGAUAAGAGACAUAUCAAGGUGUGCAUCAAUGGUGCAUUGUUCUCACGCUAUGAACACCGCUUGAACCCUGAGCGUGUCACUAUGGUUCUGGUGAAUGGUGCUCUCACAUUGAAGAGUGUGCUCCACUACACUAACGGGACAUGGAGUGGCAUCCCACAAAGUUCUUUCAAGACAUGCUCCCCCCUAGGAGUGUCUCCCAGUUUUAAAAAUAUCUUGUGUGAACUGUGCUCCCAUCUGCCAGACCAAGACAUGUCUGUCAUGGCCACCCCAGUGCGGUUCAAGCAGCGGCCUUGAUUGUGAAGAAAGAUACAUGAGAUUUGAAGUUCUUAAAAUAACAGUGAUUUAGAUCAGGAUGCCCUGAGAAGACAGUCGAAGUGUUGCAGUAUACUCUUUAGUUACAUAAUGUACAAGGUUAAGGAAGGUAACACAUUGGCACUGCAGCCCACAGUAAGUCUCAGCCUCUUUGUGGAGGCAUAGCUCCAUGCUGUCCUAUCCAUAGUGAGUGAUCAACUCUGUGUGUAAGACACAUUUCCCUCUCCCAGGAAAUAAUCACUGGAUAAGAGGCUAGGUGGACCAUAGAGUCAGUCUAGAUAUGGUGUCAACGAAAAACCUUUGCCCCUUUUAAGUACAUAGCCUUGUCAUUGUUCUGACUGAGCUAGUCAGCUCACAGUUACAAUGCGGUGUAUGUUAUUUCAAAUAAAAUAUUAACCAUUCUCAAUGUUUUAA
Cryptotermes secundus is the source of this 1671-nucleotide messenger RNA. RefSeq names its product 32 kDa beta-galactoside-binding lectin. The record is from RefSeq and is a predicted model, not a curated record. NCBI's taxonomy places the organism in Eukaryota, Metazoa, Arthropoda, Insecta, Blattodea, Kalotermitidae. Gene Ontology annotation, molecular function: carbohydrate binding; galactoside binding. Bases 64 to 1239 code for a protein of 391 amino acids. The transcript has 9 exons.